Molecule: messenger RNA, 1074 nt
Organism: Trypanosoma conorhini
Lineage: Eukaryota; Euglenozoa; Kinetoplastea; Trypanosomatida; Trypanosomatidae
Product: alpha-1,2-mannosyltransferase
Exons: 1
Coding region: 1-1074 (357 amino acids)
Biological process (GO): cell wall mannoprotein biosynthetic process; protein N-linked glycosylation
Cellular component (GO): membrane; Golgi apparatus
Molecular function (GO): alpha-1,2-mannosyltransferase activity
Source: RefSeq, a predicted model, not a curated record
AUGGGGUCGAUGAGGCGCAGACGGCUCUGGUUUAAAUGCAUAGUGGUGUGGAUUUGUCUGGCAGAGGUGGUUUGCCUUGGGGCACGGGUGUUCCUUUCAUCUGCGGAGAGUCACGGCGAGGGUAGGACAAAGGCAUCUGCGGGAGUUUCUCCUGCUGCAGCGACGCCACCAUCGCAGGUGCCACGUAAUGUGGUAGUGACGUGUACACCCGCCCUCCGCAACAACAGCGACACAGAUUCUACAGUGAAUGGAGUUGUACUGUUUCUUGCGGGGAAGAAAGAACCCUUUUUUUUGUCAAGGGCACUUCCCCUGCUGGAGGCGCACUUCCUUGCGCAUUUCUCGUAUCCAGUGCACAUUUUCCAUGAAAACAUGUCAGAGGAGUGGCAAGCGGCCAUACGAGGCGUGCUGCCGUCGGCCCGUUGGGUGAGCUUUGAGGACGUGGGAAGGUUCUGGCGUGAGUUGCCGGAUGGUGUGACGGAAGAGCAGCUUGCAGCCUGGAUGCGUACGCCGUCACAGCGAAGAUACCAAGGGCGUGGAUAUCGCAUCAUGUGCCGUUUUUGGGCCGGACUUGUGUGGCGACUGCCUUCCUUAGACACCUAUGAGUAUUACUGGAGGCUGGACACGGAUUCGUACUUGACGUCACAUGUUCCUUGUGACGUAUUUAAGUUGAUGCGAGUCAACCACUGCGUGUACGGCUAUAGACGCAUUCGUGGUGAAAAUCCACGUGUUGUGUGGGAGCUUUGGCCAACAUUUCUGAGGUGGGCCAAGGUGACCCUGUCUUCCGCGGAGUUAGCGGGGGUAACAGAGUUCGCUUUAAAUACCAGUACAAAAGACUACGAAGGAGUUAUGUAUUACAACAAUUUUGAACUUGGCACGAUGAAAUUGAAACGCCAUCCGCUGUAUAGUUCCAUCUUCCAUUUCUUGGACACGGAGGAGCCACGUGGUAUCAUGCGAUAUCGCUGGGGUGAUGCGCCGAUCCACACACUUGCCGUGGAAACGGUGAUGCAGCAUGAGGGCUGGAAAAAGUGCCAAUUUGAUCAACGUUUUGCCGGAUACAUGCAUGGGAAAAAAUAG